AUGAAACAUGUUAUAAAAGGUAGUGAUCGUUCUCCCUAUAGUUUAGCACCACAAAAUAAAGAUGCAUUAGUAUCAAGCUAUACCAAACGAUAUGAUAAUAUGGCUGCAUUACCAAUUGAUAUUCUUCCACCUAAAAAGAAAGCACAAUUGUUUAUACCUGGAUAUACAAAAGAAUUCAUAAAUUUGAAUCGUGAUGGUACAGUAGUAGGUAUAGAUAAAGUUUUGACUUAA
Messenger RNA from Rotaria sp. Silwood2, 231 nucleotides. The record is from the annotation of a GenBank genome assembly. Lineage: Eukaryota; Metazoa; Rotifera; Eurotatoria; Philodinida; Philodinidae.